GAAGGGAGGGGAGAGCGGUGGCGGCGGCUGCGCCGGGCUGUGUGUCUCUCGCCACCGGAGGAAGAUGAGGCUGAAGAUCGGGUUCAUCUUACGCAGUUUGCUGGUGGUGGGAAGCUUCCUGGGGCUGGUGGUCCUCUGGUCUUCCCUGUCUUCGCGGCCCGACGACCAGAGCCCGCUGAGCAGGAUGAGGGAAGACAGAGAUGUCAAUAACCCUAUGCCUAACCGAGGAGGCAAUGGAUUAGCUCCUGGGGAUGACAGAUUCAAACCUGUGGUACCAUGGCCUCAUGUUGAAGGAGUAGAAGUGGAUUUAGAGUCAAUUAGAAGAAAAAACAAGGCCAAAAAUGAACAGGAGCGUCAUGCUGGAGGAGAUUCCCAAAAAGACAUAAUACAGAGACAGUUCCUCACAUUUAAGCCUCAGACUUUCACCUACCAUGAUCCUGUGCUACGCCCAGGGGUCCUCGGUAACUUUGAACCCAAAGAACCCGAGCCUCAUGGAGUGGUUGGUGGCCCUGGAGAGAAAGCCAAGCCAUUGGUUCUGGGACCAGAAUACAAGCAAGCAGUUCAAGCCAGCAUUAAGGAGUUCGGAUUUAACAUGGUGGCAAGUGACAUGAUCUCACUGGACCGCAGCGUCAAUGACUUACGCCAAGAAGAAUGCAAGUACUGGCAUUACGAUGAAAACCUGCUCACUUCCAGCGUUGUCAUUGUUUUCCACAAUGAAGGAUGGUCAACCCUCAUGAGAACAGUGCACAGUGUAAUCAAAAGGACACCAAGGAAGUAUUUAGCAGAAAUUGUGUUAAUUGAUGACUUCAGCAAUAAAGAACACUUAAAGGAAAAACUGGAUGACUACAUAAAGCUGUGGAAUGGCCUGGUGAAGGUGUUUCGAAAUGAGAGAAGAGAGGGUUUAAUUCAAGCUCGAAGCAUUGGUGCACAGAAAGCUAAACUCGGACAGGUUUUGAUAUACCUUGAUGCCCACUGUGAGGUGGCAGUUAACUGGUAUGCGCCACUUGUAGCUCCCAUAUCUAAGGACAGAACCAUUUGCACUGUGCCGAUUAUAGAUGUCAUAAAUGGCAACACAUAUGAAAUUAUACCCCAAGGGGGUGGUGAUGAAGAUGGGUAUGCCCGAGGAGCAUGGGAUUGGAGUAUGCUCUGGAAACGGGUGCCUCUGACCUCUCGCGAGAAGAGACUGAGAAAGACAAAAACUGAACCGUAUCGGUCACCUGCUAUGGCUGGUGGAUUAUUCGCCAUUGAGAGAGAGUUCUUCUUCGAACUGGGUCUCUAUGAUCCUGGUCUCCAGAUUUGGGGUGGAGAAAACUUUGAAAUCUCAUACAAGAUCUGGCAGUGUGGUGGUAAAUUAUUAUUUGUUCCUUGUUCUCGAGUUGGACACAUCUACCGCCUUGAGGGCUGGCAAGGAAACCCUCCACCCCUUCAUGUUGGGUCUUCUCCUACUCUUAAGAAUUAUGUUAGAGUUGUAGAAGUAUGGUGGGAUGAAUACAAAGACUACUUCUACGCCAGCCGUCCUGAGUCAAAGGCACUGCCAUAUGGGGACAUAUCUGAGCUGAAGAAAUUUCGAGAAGACCACAACUGCAAAAGCUUCAAAUGGUUUAUGGAAGAAAUAGCUUAUGACAUCACUGCCCACUAUCCUUUGCCACCCAAAAAUGUUGAGUGGGGAGAAAUCCGAGGCUUUGAGACUGCAUACUGCAUCGAUAGCAUGGGAAAAACCAAUGGAGGCUUUGUUGAACUAGGACCCUGCCACAGGAUGGGUGGAAACCAGCUUUUCCGAAUCAAUGAAGUAAAUCAGCUCAUGCAAUAUGACCAGUGUUUGACAAAGGGGCCCGAUGGAUCCAGAGUCAUGAUUACACACUGUAACCUAAAUGAAUUUAAGGAAUGGCAGUACUUAAAGAGCCUGCACAGGUUCACCCACAUCCCUUCAGGAAAGUGCUUAGAUCGAUCAGAGGUCCUGCAUCAAGUGUUCAUCUCCAGCUGUGACUCCAGUAAAAUGACUCAGAAGUGGGAAAUGAAUAACAUUCACAGUGUUUAAAAAGAUUACCAGAAACCAACAAUCUACCUACUGACAAGUACAUUUAGAGAGGACUGAACCACGCCUGGAACCUGCUGCAACCAUUAUUAUUAAUUCUGUACAGCUCCAAACCUGGAACCUCUGAUCAGAUCGAAGGAUGUUGAUAAACUGUGAUUUUUACAAUAACAUUAUCAUCUGCAGUUACUGUUUACAAAACUGCUUUUACCUUAAACUCUAGAUGUUUACAUCAUUGUUCAUUUGUUUUAAGAUGACAUUGGUAAUUUGUGCCUUUAACUCAGUUUUCAAAACAGAGUUAAAGCAUAUGUUGUCUUCUUUGGGAAUACAUACACUCAGGGGUCUGAAAGGCAGUUUGGUUUUUGUUGUUGUUCUUGUUUUUUUUAACACACUUGAAAAAAAAAAGGAGGUUGGAGUAACCAGACUUUCAUAUAUGACUUGGCAGUUAUCAACCUAUUGUGUCUUUAUUUAAUUUUACAUCUUUCUGAAGCACUGCCACAGGUCAUUAGCCAAGGUGGCCUUCCUUCAGUCAUGCUGCUUGUUUGAAAGGUGAAUUUCAACACAUUUAGUGCCUCUUUCAUUUUUCAGUAUAUUUUUGAGAGCUUAUAUGGAAAUUUAUAUGACAGUAACAAUGGAUGGACUGUCACCUGUAUGGGGGAUAUUUCUAUCACUCAGAAAUGAAUUUUUGGGCUGUCAUUGACUAUGAAGUUGAAUGAUGUAUGGCUGGAUGAAGAAUGACAAUGGGGGUCAUCUCAAGGCCAUUCCAUAGGGCUUGAUUCUGUGGCAUUAACUCCAUUGCCUGCUGGUGUUCUCCAUGCCCUCUGCUCACACCAGCUUCUAGGCUAGCAAAGGGAUCUAACGAUUAAAGAAAAAUUGCCCAUCUACAUUUUACAUCUACAUUCCCCAGUAUCUAUAGAAAACUAGAAAUAAUUCUCAUCUUGAAACUUGAAAAGGGGUUGGGGUAAUGGGGUUGACAACACAAUAAAGUCUAGUGUGAACAACUUUAAAGGUUGAAUCUGAGGUAAGAAUUCCCAAGCCCUUGUUGGAUAUAAAGCCUUAGAAAACUACAGUUCAGCCUAAGCUGUGAAACCAAGAUGAGCUGACACUCGGCUUCAUCCAAAUGAAAUUCCAUGCACAUUGUUUUGUAAUCUAAGAAAAUUAGCAUCUAAGAACACAGAUCAACAAAUGUGAACUAAGUUCCGUUAAGUCAGGUGUUUUGUUUUGUUUUUAAGUUCUUGCCAGUGAAAAGAUUUAAUUUAAACAUUUGUUAUUACCUACUUUAAGAGAGCCAAGUAUUGCAAAUUUUAAUUUCUAAGAAGUCUUCUUUUACCCAAAAUUAAAUGUCCACAUUGAGUGCCAAAAAAGAAAAGCAAUGUGAUAAGAUAGGGAUAGGCAAAUUAAGCAUUUUUGAUCUUGCAAUCAUGGUAUCAUUAUAAUGAAAGAAAUUCACAAACUACUGCCAGAAGGAAAUAUUUUUAAUUAAAGCUUUAGAAAGAAAAA
Messenger RNA from Phodopus roborovskii (desert hamster), 3532 nucleotides. It is a transcript of the gene Galnt7, whose product is annotated as polypeptide N-acetylgalactosaminyltransferase 7. The record is from RefSeq and is a predicted model, not a curated record. The coding region runs from base 65 to 2038 and encodes 657 amino acids. Gene Ontology annotation, cellular component: Golgi apparatus. NCBI's taxonomy places the organism in Eukaryota, Metazoa, Chordata, Mammalia, Rodentia, Cricetidae. The transcript has 12 exons.